Teleopsis dalmanni is the source of this 1656-nucleotide messenger RNA. Its product is annotated as mitotic spindle assembly checkpoint protein MAD1-like. Bases 1 to 1656 code for a protein of 551 amino acids. NCBI's taxonomy places the organism in Eukaryota, Metazoa, Arthropoda, Insecta, Diptera, Diopsidae. Gene Ontology annotation, biological process: attachment of mitotic spindle microtubules to kinetochore; mitotic spindle assembly checkpoint signaling. The record is from RefSeq and is a predicted model, not a curated record. The transcript has 5 exons. Gene Ontology annotation, cellular component: mitotic spindle; kinetochore; nuclear envelope.
AUGAUUGAACAUUCUGCCGGAGGUCAAAACUCAUCAAAAUCAAGUUUAUUUGAUAAUUUGAAAUUGCAAAAUGAGAAAGAUUUAAAUGAACUUGAUUUUGCUAAUACAAAAAUAAAAGAUUUGGAAAGUCAAAUCGCUUCAUAUGAGGAUUGGAAAGAUAUAACGAAGAAUAACCAUGCGCGCCUAUCAAGCUUUCCUGAUAUUGAAAAAGAAGUAGAGUUCUUGCGUGGCAAAAACAAAAGUUUGCAUGAACUGAUAGGUGAUAAGCUAUUGCUGGAAGAACAAGUCUAUGGUUUGAAAACGCAACUCAAAAUUGAAGAUCCUGAAGACACACUCAGUAAAAGCGUUAAAAUCGAAGCUGAAGCACCUGGAGAAAUAUUCAAUGAGAAUAUUAAUAAUAAAAAUUACAACGAAAAAGAAUCCGAAGAAAAUGAACUUCUAGGUAUAUCAGUGGAUACCAAUAACCAUGAAGAAAUGUUUAUACAAGGACUGCAGUUAGAAGAAAAACAGGAGCUUAUAACAGAGAGAAAAAGCUGGCAAAGGCAAAUAAAUAUAAUACACAAUUAUUAUUAUAUGUUGCGGUUUGAACACCAAGUAUGUUCUGAAGAGCUAGUUAAAGAGAAAGAUGAUAUUGAUAAUUGGCAUCAUGAAGCUGAAGUAAAACGACUAAAAAAAGUAAAAAAGCUAACUGAGGCUGAGCAGUCGACAGCACGUCCUUGGGAGACUAGACGUCUUAAAGGAGAGCUUAUAGAUUUGAAGGUGUCAGAAUUAGAACAAGAAGUUGAUUUUGGCAAAUUCAAAAGUAAACUCCAAGAAGAAGUAAUAGCUACUCUGAAGAAGGAAAUCGAUAAACAACACAAAUUUUCCACAGUUAAGAUACAGGAUGCAGAAACACAUCAACAGGUGGUACGUAAACGUGAACAAGCGGCUCAACAAAAAUUGGUAAGAAUGCAACGUGAGUUGAUUGAUCUUAAGCAUAAUUCAGAAGAUACAAUACAAAAGCUUAAAAAUGCAAAAGAUGAAAUAGAAACAGAAGUACGUCAAAUGAAAAAUGACAUGACUAACGAAUUAGAAGAAUAUCGACUUUAUACAGACAAGCUCUCAAUGGAAUUACAAUUACUUAAUUUAAAUGAACUUGAUUUUGCUAAUUCAAAAAUAAAAGAUUUAGAAAGUCAAAUCGCUUCAUAUGAGGAUUGGAAAGAUACAACGAAGAAUAACCAGGCACGCCUAUCAAGCUUUCCUGAUAUUGAAAAAGAAGUAGAGUUCUUGCGUGACAAAAACAAAAAUUUGCAUGAACUGAUAGGUGAUAAGCUAUUGCUGGAAGAACAAGUCUAUGGUUUGAAAACGCAACUCAAAAUUGAAGAUCCUGAAGACACACUCAGUAAAAGCAUUAAAAUCGAAGCUGAAACACCUGAAGAAAUAUUCAAUGAGAAUAUUAAUAAUAAAAAUUACAACGAAAAGGAAUCCGAAGAAAAUGAACUCCUAGGUAUAUCAGUGGAUACCAAUAACCAUGAAGAAACAAUGUCACAGUCCAUAUUACGGUUUAAUAUACAGCCGGAAGUGCCUGCUGCAUGUGCAAAUAUGACCGCUGAGUUUUUAAACUGUCCAAUUCUCCACAUUUACAUUGACAUCGUCGCACACAUGUUGGCGCAAUAA